Cannabis sativa is the source of this 1284-nucleotide messenger RNA. RefSeq lists its product as uncharacterized. Bases 1 to 1284 code for a protein of 427 amino acids. The transcript is spliced from 3 exons. The record is from RefSeq and is a predicted model, not a curated record. NCBI's taxonomy places the organism in Eukaryota, Viridiplantae, Streptophyta, Magnoliopsida, Rosales, Cannabaceae.
AUGGCAGCUUAUACUGGGAACUCGAACCCAAGCAAUCACCUGUCACGGUUCAACCGAGUCAUGACAGUCCUGAGAGUCAGCAACGACGCCAAGUGUUUGUGCUUCCCACUUACUUUGAGCGGGUCCUCGGAGGAAUGGUUCAAGAAACUAGAGCCAAGAUCUGUGGAUUGCUGGAAUAAACUGCAAACAAGUUUUUGGAGACAGUUUGUCGCCGCGAGAAAAGUUAAUCUGGAGGUCAGCGCCUUGACUCACAUCAAACAGCUGCCUACGGAAACAUUGAAGAAUUUCAUAAAGAGGUUCAAGGAAGAAGCCUCUAAGACCAAGAAAGUCGAUGACGGACAGCAGCUUGCUCUUCUUCAAGCAGGCAUCCGGAUAGCGAGGUAUGUACCCGGAGCUCAGCUCCCAGGAACCUUACCAACAGCCGCUCCACCGAUGAGCGGCAUACAAUUUUCCAAUACUCCCGGAUAUAGUCAGGGCCAGGCCUUUGCCCCUGCAUCUUCCCACUUUGGAAAUCCCUCAGGGAUGGGUGGUCAAGCCCCGUCGCACUCCGCUCCGGCUGCGAGCUUAGCAGGUCCCUCUCAAGGCUCCCGGAGCAAGAGGUCCUCAAAAGGCAGCAACCGGACGGAGGAUAAGCGGCAGAAAAGGGGGUACAGUCCCCAGUAUACCCAGUACACGGAGCUAACGGACUCCCAAGAGCGUGUGUAUUUUGCUACCAGGAAAAAUACGCACUAUCGGCGACCGCCCCCUCUGUAUAAGGAUAGCUCUCGGAGGGAUCCCAAUAAAAGAUGCAAGUACCACAACGACAUUGGGCACAACACCAAUGAAUGUAAAAACCUCAAGGAUGAGAUCGAAAACUUGAUACGAUUGGGACAUAUCUACGAAUGGAUCAAGAACCGGUUGCCUCACCUCAAUCCGGUUCAGGCAGCAGGAGCUUUGCCUCAAGGGUCCCCAGGGGGUGUAGCCGGAGCAUUGGCCCCAGUUGCUCUCCCCAGAGAUGCCCAGAAAAUUCCUGGCUUGCUGCCAAGACCCAACGAGAGAGUAGCCAUGAUCUUAGGAGGACCUCACAUCGGGGGAACUACCCGGAAGGAGCCGAAACGUUACGCAGGGGCCGUGAAGCACAGUGAGGUUUGGGAGGUUACUCAACUCCUAGCUCAAAGACCCCGGCUAAUGGAUCAACCCAUUACAUUCACAGAGGAAGACGCUAAGACAGUGCGCUUCCCCCAUCAUGACCCCAUGGUCAUAGAGACUCCCAUCGCCAAUAAGAUUGUGAAUCCUUCACAGUAA